This is a messenger RNA of Blastocystis hominis, 102 nucleotides long. RefSeq lists its product as hypothetical. NCBI's taxonomy places the organism in Eukaryota, Bigyra, Opalinata, Blastocystidae. The transcript has a single exon. The record is from RefSeq and is a predicted model, not a curated record. The annotation marks the transcript as partial.
AACACAUGGUUUGCCAAAUUGGUAUAUUUCUCUUGUAAUAAAAAACUAAUGGUGCAAACAACAGGUUCGAUACAAGAUGUCAUAUUCGAAUUAUUCGUAUAA